Messenger RNA from Corylus avellana, 1017 nucleotides. The record is from RefSeq and is a predicted model, not a curated record. Lineage: Eukaryota; Viridiplantae; Streptophyta; Magnoliopsida; Fagales; Betulaceae.
AUGGAGGUGGGGCAACCAUGCUUAACCUUCAGGAACAUUGCGAACUGCGAUCCAGGCAUGGAUUGUGCGAGUUGCAUUGCAAACGGAAAUACAUUGCCACGAUGUACCAGAAACAAACCUAUUAGUCCCCCUUCGGUGGUGAAGGGGCUUCCAUUUAAUCGCUACUCGUGGCUGAUGGCACACAAUGCAUAUGCUAGGUUCGGAGUGAAAUCCGGAACCGGCAAUAUAAUAUUGACUACCACAAAUCAAGAGGACUCCAUUACUGACCAGCUCAAUAAUGGUGUUAGAGGGAUAAUGCUGGAUAUGUAUGAAUUCAACAACACCAUCUGGUUAUGUCACGGACAGUGCAACAGCUUUACAGCUUUUCAACCCGCCAUUAAUGUUUUGAAAGAGAUUCAAAUAUAUCUUCAAGCAAACCCAUGGGAGAUAAUCACCGUUAUCAUUGAAGACCAUGUUUCAACAAGAAAUGGCGUGAGAAGGUUGUUUGAUGCUGCUGGGUUAAGGAAAUUUUGGUUCCCAUUGUCUCGAAUGCCAAAAAGUGGUGGAAAUUGGCCAACAGUUGAUUUUAUGGUCGGGACAAAUCAGCGGUUGGUGGUUUUCACUUCAAACUCUUCAAAGGAGGCAUCUGAAGGCAUUGCCUAUCAGUGGAAUUAUAUGGUAGAAACCCAAUCUGGUGAUGGUGGAAUGAAUGCUAGUUUAUGCACAAACCGUGGAGAAUCAUCUCCAUUGAACACAACAACAAGAUCUUUACUACUCAUGAACUAUUUUCCAAGUAUAGCCAACAUUUUUACAGCUUGUGGGUAUAAUUCUGCUCCAUUACUCACUAUGCUAAGCACCUGUUCUCAAGCGGCUGCUGAUCGAUGGCCUAACUUCAUUGCUGUUGACUUUUACAAGAUGAGUGAUGGCGAUGGAGCCCCUGGAGUGGUGGAUGUGGCAAAUGGUCAUUUAGUUUGCGGGUGCGGAAAUAUUUCCUUUUGUAAGGAAAACAUGAGUUUUGGAGCAUGUGGGUCUCCAUAG